Emiliania huxleyi CCMP1516 is the source of this 1011-nucleotide messenger RNA. RefSeq lists its product as hypothetical. NCBI's taxonomy places the organism in Eukaryota, Haptophyta, Isochrysidales, Noelaerhabdaceae. The record is from RefSeq and is a predicted model, not a curated record. Bases 1 to 1011 code for a protein of 336 amino acids. The transcript has a single exon.
AUGCCCGCCGAUGCGGAUACCUCAGACCUCAUCACCUUCAAGCCCAACGGUCUCGCCUCGACGGCGAUGAUUGCGACCCUGCAAGGCACGCUCAAGGGCAGGGACGCCCUGCUGGCAUGGACGCUGCUCGUCCUCACGCACACGAUCCAAUUCUGCCUCACGUUGGGAUCGAUCAACACCUACUUUGUGUCGCUCGUGCAGGGCAACUCGACCGACUUCUCUUGGGGCAGCACGUUUGACGCCCACUCUGGCAAGCUGGACGUCCUCUCCCACAUUUGCCUCGUCGUGGUCCUCCUCCUCUUCCCCUUCCUUCAGCUCGCGAGCCUCUUGGGCAUGACGGCCUUCAGCGAGGCGGCGCACACCUUCCUGCUGCUACGCAGUCUGCUGAGAGCCCGCCCGAAGCUGAAGAAGGCGGGAUCGUGGGUCCCAGGCAUUUGGGUGAUUGUUGCGGGAGAGGCGGCGUUCGUGGUACUGGUCGGAAUGAUCUUCCCCAUGCUCAUAUUUGCCACGGCAGCAAAGGUUGCGCUCAACACCGACUUCAACUUUUACUCGCUCGCCACGACAGCCCUGGUCGGGAAAUUCAUUAUGAACCUCGACGAGACGGCGCUCCAGCUCGUAGAAACCUACAAAUGGACUGACGCGAGCCUGGCGGGGUCUUCGGUGAUGUACGUCGGUAAGGCCGCGGACGCCGCGUGCAAGAAGCUCGUCAAGCGAGUCGGCUUGCUUUUGAGCUUGAGUGAGCUGGUCAUGAUUAUCGUGAUGAAGAGCGCGUUGACCGUCAGAUUGCUGUGGGCCGUGCCGGCGAUGGGCCUUGUGAGCAUGCUCCUUUACGAGUACCCGUUCACGCCGAUGGGCCAGUGGAAUUCGCUGCAACGACUGGUCCCGCUCGUGUGGUCGCUCACGUUCGCUGCGGUCGUUGUCAUCUACAAUGUGGAGCUCUACGAUGCGGACGGCGCGUUGUAUCCUCUCAUGUUGGCGAGCCAGUUCCUGAACGGUUCCUUUUUGGGCUAG